GGGUUAACGAGGUUUUCGGUGCCUGAAGAGGCACCUGCUAACUCAUUUCCAUUUCUUGUAUCAUGUCUAGACAAUCCGCCAAGGCUGAGAGCUCAUCUCUUAAUGGCCACUCUCUGCUGCAAGCACAUAUGAGUUUAGAUCAGGGUAUUACUUUUUGCUGUGGAAGGCACCAAGAGACCUCACUCGUGAUGCUAGCCUAGUCUCCUGUCCAGAGGGCAGGUACCAGAUGUGGAUGAUCUUCACCUAGCGUACUUGGGCAUCUGCCUUAGUCCCCAAGUAUCGUCCAGAUUGGGGAAAUCGCAGGAGGUACCUAAUGCUCAGGCUCAACAAAGCAUCAGUACUGCAUCUCCCUCAUGCACUGAAAUCCAUCAAGGUUCCAUCCACCCUGAUUAUGGCCCUCAAGGUGACAAUCUUGAUGUCUGGUUCCAACCACAGCAAAAGAACCAUCAACAGCAGUGAUCAUCACUCCAACCACCUGGGCACACGAAGUCACCACAUCAUCAGCUUGCCCUCCCUGUAUAGCAACAAACAGGUCUGUGCUACAUAUAAAUCUCGUGUCUAGAUUGAAGCAGUCAUCAAGAGAGCAUUGUGCUCCCUCACUGUGAAAGAAACCUUGGAUGUAGGCGGAGGGGAGUGCUGACAAGUGUACCGACUUUGUGCCCAGCUUCAGGUUCAUGAGGGUUGAAACGCAGCCGUCGCCCGGAUUCUUGGUGUUCCAGGCAUGCAGUGGGUAGAGAUCGCCUGUCUGCCCCUUUAGCACGCAGGACUUUUUCGCCAAGCUUGCUUUUCGGCAACCAUCAUUCCUUCCAAUUCAUCUUCAUCACAGACAUGGUCAUCUAGUGAAGCUGCGCUG
This is a messenger RNA of Cryphonectria parasitica EP155, 853 nucleotides long. RefSeq lists its product as uncharacterized. The transcript has a single exon. NCBI's taxonomy places the organism in Eukaryota, Fungi, Ascomycota, Sordariomycetes, Diaporthales, Cryphonectriaceae. The record is from RefSeq and is a predicted model, not a curated record. The coding region runs from base 314 to 562 and encodes 82 amino acids.